This is a messenger RNA of Megalobrama amblycephala (Wuchang bream), 2640 nucleotides long. It is a transcript of the gene nptnb, whose product is annotated as neuroplastin b. Bases 331 to 1524 code for a protein of 397 amino acids. The record is from RefSeq and is a predicted model, not a curated record. NCBI's taxonomy places the organism in Eukaryota, Metazoa, Chordata, Actinopteri, Cypriniformes, Xenocyprididae. The transcript is spliced from 9 exons.
CGAGGCACAGCGAACGAGAGCGCGCUCCGACAGCUGAUGAUGCGCGCGAAUGAGCCUCGGGGUGCGCGCACUGACAGCUGAAGGUUCUUCGAGAUGACGGACACUCCGAUGGCCCAUCAUCAUCAUCAUCAGCAGCAGCAGCAUCAGCAUCCCUGAGCGCCGGGCAGCAGCAGCGUCCUCAUCCUCAUCCGUCCUCCAUGCAGCAGAGCCGCGCAGCGCCUGUCGCGUUUCUCGCCGUCCGUCCGCGCUCCUCCUCCGCCAUCCUCUGCGGCUGAAGCCGCUCCGCGCUCAUCCUCAGCUCGCCGUGUCCCGUCUCUCUCCUCCUGCAGGAUGCUGUCCUACACGGGGAUGCUCGCGCUGCUCCUCAUCCACGGGAACGUGAUGCUCCCAUACGUAUCAUCUCAGAACGCUGGGUUUGUGAAGUCGCCAAUGUCAGAGAUAAAGCUCACUGGAGACGCCUUUGAGCUGUACUGCGACGUGGUCGGUAACCCCGUGCCGGAGAUCCAGUGGUGGUAUGCCGACAUUAACAGGGCGGACUCCUUCAAGCAGCUGUGGGACGGCGCCCGCAAGCGGCGGGUGUCCAUCAACACGGCCUACGGCGCCAACGGUGUGAGCGUGCUGGCCAUCUCCCGCCUCACGCUGGAGGACGCCGGGAUCUACGAGUGCCGGGCCAGCAACGACCCGCGUCGCAACGACCUGCGGCAAAACCCGGCCAUCACCUGGAUCCGAACGCAAGCCACCAUAUCCGUGUUGCAGAAGCCACGAAUCAAUGCUUCCGAUCAGGAGAUUUUGCAGCCUAAAACGGGGCAGGAGUUGCCCAUCACCCUUCAGUGUAACCUCACGAACUCACACAGCGCCCACCAGGAAACCUUCUGGAUGAAGAACGGGCUGGAGAUUGCCAACACAAGGACGGAGCACAAACACACCAUGUUCAAGUUGAGUAAACCGAGGGCAGAUGAUUCUGGUGAAUACAUGUGCGUUUACACCUUUAAAUCGGCUCCAAAUGCCAAUGCUUCCAUUGAGGUCAAAGCUGCUCCUGAAAUCUUGGGACACAAACGAAGUGAGAACAAGAAAGAAGGAGAAAAUGCGACACUGCACUGCAAGUCUGUUGGAUUCCCGCAUCCUGUGUGGACGUGGAGAAAGAAAGUGGGCCGAGGGUCUUACAUCGACAUUGACAACAGCACUGGUCGAUUCUUCAUCACCAACAAAGAUAAUUUCACACAACUGAGUAUCAUCAGCCUGGACAUCAGCACAGACCCGGGCGAGUACGUUUGCAACGCCUCAAACAUCAUCGGAUCCAGAGAGUCCAUGACCAUCCUGCGGGUCCGGAGCCAUCUCGCCCCGCUCUGGCCUUUUCUGGGCGUCCUGGCCGAGAUCAUCAUCCUCGUGGUCAUUAUCGUGGUUUACGAGAAGCGCAAGAGGCCGGACGAGGUUCCUGAUGAUGAUGAACCAGCUGCACCAAUAAAAACAAACUCCACGAACAACCACAAAGACAAAAACGUACGACAGCGGAACACCAACUGAGCCAACGGACCAACGUAGAAGAACGCUGAAGACGACCAACUGCAUAUCCUGACCAUACGGACGUAUCCAAGGAGAGGAGACGCUCCUGGCGGUUUUCAGCGGCGCACAUCCUGCCUCACGUGGUGAAGAAAACAACAAUAACGACAGCAUUACACUGGCAGAAACGAACAAUAAAGACUGUCUUAAGUUUGCCUUAUUCAGGCUCAUGAUCUGUGUGAAUGUGGACGCUGACUGAAUCAUUCUGACGGUGGUGGUGAUGAUGAUGAUUUUACUACAUGUGCUGUUAACGUUGCAUUUCUUUCUUUUAUCAUGCCCUCCUGCUGCACUAAUUCUUUUUCAUAUCUACAUGUUGUCUCGAAUGCAUGCAAUAACAUAAUCUAAUAAGAUUCAGAUAUCGUUUUUCUAUUGUUACUUUAAAUGGCGUUGCAUCCAAAUGAAUAACUUGUGUGUGUAUGUGUGUGUGAGCGAGCGAGAGCAUAUCAGAGUGUGUGUGUGUGUGUUUUUAAAGAAAUUUAAAUGGAUAAAAAAGUAAGGAAUCAUCAAGAUCUUUGUACAGUUUAUCAUCCAAUAAUAAAAGGAGAUGUUUUGUCUUAAACUAGAAUGCAAGAACCUUUGUGAGUGGCAGAACAGUAUUUAAUCUUAAAAAGCUGAUAUUGUAUUAAAUGAAAUGGAUACAUGUAAUAACAUUUAUUUUCUAGAGUUAUUUAGACGUCUUGUAAAUGUGGUGCUGUAAGUGUUCAAAUAUUACGAUAGCAUCUGUAAAAAGAAAAAGAAUAUAUCUUUUUUUUUAAUGUUGUUUCUUUAUAGAGAAAAGAUGAUUCUUGUACAGCAUGGCUAUAAUCCUAUGCAAUAUGUAUUCAUAUAGACCUACUGACAAUUGUAAGGUGGGGUGGGUUUGUUUAAUUUCAGAGAAUAAAAAAGCUUUAAUGGGACAGUGAGAUAAGGGUGCUUCGCAUUUGAAAUGCACUGCUGUAGUUGCAUGACAACUCCUGAUCAAUACAGUGUGCGUCACCAUAACAAUGGACCAACAUACAAGGGAGGAAGUGGGUGGAGCUAAAGCCAUUACAAACUAUGUGAAACCAAUUUUCCUUUUUCAGAAUAAAGGUUCCAAAAAUA